CAGCUAGCCGGAACUCAUGUCUUCACCCCACUACAUUCCCCGACCCCCAGUUGCUUCCCCAGUACCAACAAUGCCGCCAACUCCCCCACUCACGCCGACCCACGACCAAGUUCCGACGCUUUAUGUCAUUGUAGUUUACACUGUUGUAAUAUUCGCCCUCUGGAACAUACCCGGCGCACGGGUGCUCAUCAACCCUCUCAAGCUCUUCACUAUCGGCUGGCACGAGCUCUGCCACAUAACAGCUGCAAUAUUUACCGGUGGGACUAUAGUACGGGUAUGCAUCGACCCCGACCUUGGCGGGGCGACAAUAGUGGAAGGCGGUGCGCCUACACUUGUCCUGUCGGCCGGGUAUAUCGGAUCCACCAUGUUCGGAGGCGUGUUGAUCUUGGCGGGGUUUGAUACCCUUGUGGCAAAGAUCAUGAGUUUCAUUAUCGGAAUCGGGCUGUUGUGUCCUUUGGUGCUUGUACGAGACAAGCUAACGAUAAUAACGACCUUGAUGUACGAAGGUUUGCUAGUUGGGUUUUGGUUCAUUGAUCACGCACAGGCAUUGCGUUGGUAUUGUCUAUUCCUAGGAGUUAUGAAUACACUAUACGUAAUAUGGGACAUCGCGGACGACAAGUACUUCCGGAAAGCAAAUGACUCCGAUGCGACCCAGUUUUCAUUACUUUAUCCGAGCCUUGGACCUCAUGUCUGGGGUCUCCUGUGGAUAAUCUUCGAGAUUGCGAUCCUCACAGGAUUUGUCCUGCUUGGUGUCGUGUGUUUCAAGAUGGACUCGGACCAGAUGCGCGCACAGGCUGCGGAAUUCCUCCCGACAUGAUCUUCGCUGCCUGGCCCUAGUUGUCGCGCUGCAUUACGAUUGAACGGACAUAGUCCUCGCAAUCUGUACCGGGGACGGGACGAUCGUCGAUCCCGUUUAGUGUAUAAUUAUCGCGUACGGGUGCUGCGAUACCCACAUUGCUGUCUUCUGUGCCUACUUUAUACCUUAUGUCGCGGACGCUCUCAUGGAGUACAUGCACACCUGUAGUGUUCCGCUCGCAGUCCGGGUGAUCACCCCGAAAAUACCGGCGGUACCUUACUCUGCUUCUUCCAUCAUCGUACUCCCACACCAGUUCAUCGAAAACGGUCAUGUUCAACAUUUACUGUAUGUAGC
Messenger RNA from Phanerochaete carnosa HHB-10118-sp, 1150 nucleotides. RefSeq lists its product as uncharacterized. The record is from RefSeq and is a predicted model, not a curated record. The transcript is spliced from 9 exons. Bases 71 to 817 code for a protein of 248 amino acids. Lineage: Eukaryota; Fungi; Basidiomycota; Agaricomycetes; Polyporales; Phanerochaetaceae.